Messenger RNA from Musa acuminata subsp. malaccensis (wild Malaysian banana), 1954 nucleotides. Its product is annotated as probable dolichyl pyrophosphate Glc1Man9GlcNAc2 alpha-1,3-glucosyltransferase. Gene Ontology annotation, molecular function: dolichyl pyrophosphate Glc1Man9GlcNAc2 alpha-1,3-glucosyltransferase activity. Lineage: Eukaryota; Viridiplantae; Streptophyta; Magnoliopsida; Zingiberales; Musaceae. The record is from RefSeq and is a predicted model, not a curated record. Gene Ontology annotation, biological process: protein N-linked glycosylation. Gene Ontology annotation, cellular component: endoplasmic reticulum membrane.
GCAGCGGUCCACCGGUGCGGAGGCUGCGAUGGGCGAGGCAGAGUGGCUUUGGGCGGUGGCGACGUGCGUAAAGGCGCUACUGAUCCCGACGUACCGCAGCACCGACUUCGAGGUGCACCGCCACUGGUGCGCCCUCACCUCCGCUCUUCCCCUCGCCCGCUGGUACUCCGACGCGUCGGCCCCCUGCUGCCCCCUCGACUACCCCCCGCUCUUCGCCUAUUUCCAACGCAUCCUCGCCCUCCCCGCCACCGCCCUCGGCGGUCACCCCUCCGACCUCCUCCGCCUCUCCCCCUCCUCCCCCUCCUCCGCCCCCCUCCCUGUCCUCAUCUAUCUCCGCGUCUCCGUCGCCGUCACAGACCUCGUCUUCCUCCUAGCCGCCGCCCGCCUCGCCCACCGUCGCCUCCCUCCGGCCAGCCGCCGCCUCGUGCUCGUCCUUCUCCUCUGGUCCCCCGCGCUUCUCAUCGUCGACCACAUCCACUUCCAGUACAAUGGCUACCUCCUCGGCAUCCUCCUCCUCUCCCUUUCCUUCCUGGAGGAGGGGAAGGAUCUCGCCGGGGGACUCGCCUUCGCCGUCCUGAUCUGCUCCAAGCACCUCUUCUUGGUCGCCGCACCCCUGUACUUCGUGUACCUACUUAGGCAUUACUGCAGGGGGGGCUCGUGGGAGGCAUCGAGGAGGUUUCUGACCAUGGGCGCGGCAGUGGGAGCUGUAUUCGCCGCUGCAUUCGGACCAUUCUUGUACUAUGGGCAGAUGCAACAGGUUCUUAGCCGUUUAUUUCCAUUUGGCAGGGGCCUGUGCCAUGCAUACUGGGCUCCAAAUUUUUGGGUAUUUUAUAUACUUCUUGACAAGGUCCUUUCCUUUGUGCUUUUGAAGCUGGGAUUUGAUAUCCCAGCUCCAAAAGCUUCUUUUACUGGUGGACUGGUUGGAAAUUUCUCCCAAUUUGCUGUGCUCCCGCAGGUCACACCAUUGAUAACCUUCUUGCUGGUGAUAUUUGCUAUGUCUCCAUGUCUCAUUAAGGCAUUCCAAAAGCCCCAGCCAAAACACAUAACUAGAUGGGUGGCAUAUGCCUUUACCUGUGGCUUCAUGUUUGGUUGGCAUGUUCAUGAGAAAGCAUCACUUCACUUUACAAUCCCACUUGCUCUAAUUUCAGUGAAUAAUUUGGAUGAUGCAAGACAUUAUUUCUUGUUGUCAAUAGUAUCCUGUUACUCCAUGUUUCCUCUGCUGUUUGACCCCCAGGAGUACCCAAUAAAAGUACUGCUGUUGGCCAUACACUCCAUUCUCAUGUGGAUAGGUUUUUCCUCAUGUUUCAGAGUAGAAGUUGCUCCUGGAGGAACUAAAACCAACAAUUCAAUUGCUUCAAAUGGAAAACAAGGAUUUAUUGGAAAAUUUGGAACAAUAUAUCUUCUGGGAUUGUUGGGUGUGGAAUUAUGGGGUCAGCUGUUGCACCCAUAUAUUUUCGGCAGUAGGCUUCCAUUCCUGCCUCUUAUGUUGAUUUCCAUAUACUGCGCUGCUGGGAUGAUGUACUCUUGGGUAUGGCAGCUCAGGCAGAUCCUCAAAUGCAGCUGAUAUGUAUAUCUUUUUGUUUCUAAACAGACAAGUUUUCAUUGAUAUCAGUUGGCAGAGAAUUUUGAUUAGAAGUUAUUGGAGGAUUUUGGCCAUCAACAAUUUUUAUUUAUUCAGAGAAACCCCCUUCUAGUUGUAUGUUUUUGGACCAAAAAAGGUCAUCUGUAUACAAAGUGGACAGAAAGAAACCUCUAGGGUAUGGAAGGGAUUUCAGCUAAUGUCUCAUGAGCUGCUAUCUGCCAUUUCUACAGCAAUGUUGAUGCAUUACAAGCAGUUAUUUGUUUCAGGAGUUCUGCUAUAAGCAUUGCUGAUUGAUUCUUUUCCUGUUGUCUUAAUAACUCUUAUUAAAGUUUAGCUUGAGAAGUUAAUCUUAGUCCAUUGCUUUCUUGCUCA